CCUGACCGGGAAUCAAACCUGGGGCCCUUCAGUCCGCAGGCCGACGCUCUAUCCACCGAGCCAGACAGGCCAGGGCGUGGUGGUCUUCAGGUUCCUCUACUGGUACACAGAGUGUCCUGCCAUCUGCAAACAGUGAGCAUUUCACUUCCUCCUUUCCAAUGUGGAUGCCUUUUAUUUCUUCUUUUCAUCUGGCUGCUGUGGCUAGGACUUCCAGUACUGGGCUGAAUAAGAGUGAUUUUACCAAAAAACUACUAGAACGGAUCAAUGAAUUCAGUGGAGUAGCAGGAUACUGUGCAAAGUAAACACCCAGAUAUCUGUUGCAUUUUUAUGUACUGACAGUAAACUAUCAGAAAGGGAAGCUAAGAGAACAAUCCCAUUUACAAUUUCAUCCAAAAAAGGACACAUGGGAAUAAAUUUAACCAAGGGUGUCAAAGGCCUGUCCUCGGAAAAUUAUAAGACAUUAAAUUAAUGAAAGAAUUCAAAGAAGUUAUAAAUAAGUGGAAGCAUAUACCAUGUCCGCGGACAGGAAGACCUAACGUCACUAAGCUGUCCACGCUACCCAGAGCAAUUCCUGUCGGGAGACCACGGCGUGCUCACAGGACGAGGACAGAUGUCACUACAGUGUGUAUGGAGCCACAAAAGACCCUGAAGGGCCACAGCCAUUUUGAGGGGAAAAAAGAACAAAGUUGGAGGAAUCACGCUACCUGAUGUCGAACCGGACCACAGGCCAGAGCGACCACAACAGCACGGGGCUGCUCGGUAAAAAGAUGGCGAUUGCGGCGGCGGCCCGGGUGUCUGGGCUGCUGGGUCGGUGGCGGCCCCAGCUGGCGCGGCCCAUGUCGAGUGGCGCCCUCGGCGAGGAGGGCUCCGCUCGCCUGUGGAAGGCCCUCACCUACUUCGUGGCGCCCCCCGGGGCGGGCGUGAGCACGCUGCACGUCUUUCUCAAGUCGCACCGCGGGGAGCGCGAGCGGCGAGUUCGUCGCCCACCCCACCUCCGCCCAGGACCAAGCCCUGCCCCCGGGAGAUGGCACCAAACUCUAUUCCAUAAUCCGCAUCUGAACCCGCUGCCCACCGGCUAUGAAGACGAAUAAACAGAACCUGGACCACUGCCCAGUGGGCCCACAGCACUGGUUUGGGCCAUACUCUGCACAUGGGCCAGAACAGUGUACGGGACCUUAAGCUGACUUCUGUCCUAACGUAAAACGAUGACUGUAGGGCACACGGAUGUUCCGUCUCUUUGCUGAUGGCAGGAAAUGGCUUAAAUAAAGAACAGGUUGGUCAUGAAAAAGCAAACAAACAGCAUGGCACUGACAAAAACGGACACACAGGCCGGUGGAACGGAAUCGAGAGCCCAGAAAUAAACCCGCACCUUUACGGCCAACUAAUAUCAGACAAAGGAGGCAAGAACACACAGUGGGGUAAAAACCGUCUAUUCAAUCAAUGGUGCUGGGAAAACUGGACAAAUCACAUGCCACAAAAAGGAAACGAGACCCCCUUCCCACACCGCACCCAAGAGCAAACUCACACUGGAUUAAAGACUUCAGCGUAAGAUCAAAACUAAAAACCCUCGAAGAAAACGGGCGGUAAGAUCUCGGCCAUUUCUGGGAGCUAUGCUUUUCCUGAGUGUCACUUCGGACGAGGGAAACAAUGAAAAAAUAAACAAACGGCCGGUCAGUGGGUGCCAGCGCCCCCGGUGGCUCUGCUCCUGGACCCCCCAACGGAGGGCAGAGCCACCACCUCCCACGGUCCCAGCUGCUCCAGGGACAGCGGAGCCUGGAGCGACCUCGAGGCUGAGCAGGACAAGGGCAACAGAGGCCAUGCCCCCC
Myotis myotis is the source of this 1826-nucleotide messenger RNA. RefSeq names its product cytochrome c oxidase subunit 6A1, mitochondrial-like. Bases 708 to 1091 code for a protein of 127 amino acids. Gene Ontology annotation, molecular function: enzyme regulator activity. Gene Ontology annotation, biological process: mitochondrial electron transport, cytochrome c to oxygen. NCBI's taxonomy places the organism in Eukaryota, Metazoa, Chordata, Mammalia, Chiroptera, Vespertilionidae. Gene Ontology annotation, cellular component: mitochondrial inner membrane. The transcript has a single exon. The record is from RefSeq and is a predicted model, not a curated record.